AGGAGGAGGAGGAGAAGGGGCGACUUUUCCGGCCUAUGGACGACGGUGGUGGUGGUCCCCUCUCUCCCAGGGCGAAUGCGUUCAGUAUUGCCUCUCUGAUUUUCGCCGCAGAGCAAGCGGGGAACGCGGCGUCGGACAAGCCGAGGGUUGCUUUGCGCAAGGCGGACGCGGAGGAGCGCAGCGGCGCCGACAUGCACUACAGCACCGUGACGCGCGAAAUGGAAGCCAUUUCCAGUCCGUGGCUGACGCAGCUGUCCCAUUUUUGCGACGUUGCCGCCUUCACCAGCAGCAGCCUGAGCAGCCUGAACACUCCGGCGGGCUACCACCUGUCCCCGUCCCCCGGGGAUCCUUACACCCAGCAUGAGGCGCACUUCGAGCCCUGCCCGGCCGCGCAGCCCGGCUACAGCUACCCGCACCCGCAGCCGCAGCAGCCGCCGCUGGCUCCGAGCGACCCGGCCGGGACUCCGUGCUCCUCCUCGUCCUCGUCCAGCUCCACGCCCACGGGCAAGAACUUGGUGAAGAAGAACCCCAAAGUGGCCAACAUUAACGUCCAGCUGGAGAUGAAGGCUCUGUGGGACGAAUUUAACCAGCUGGGCACGGAGAUGAUCGUCACCAAGGCGGGAAGGAGAAUGUUUCCAACUUUCCAAGUGAAAAUAUUUGGGAUGGAUCCCAUGGCGGACUACAUGCUGCUCAUGGACUUCUUGCCGGUGGACGACAAACGUUACAGGUAUGCAUUCCACAGUUCUUCCUGGCUGGUGGCGGGUAAGGCUGACCCGGCCACGCCGGGGAGGGUGCACUACCACCCGGACUCCCCGGCCAAGGGCGCCCAGUGGAUGAAGCAAAUUGUUUCUUUUGAUAAACUCAAACUCACCAACAACCUCCUGGACGACAACGGACAUAUCAUUCUGAACUCCAUGCACCGCUACCAGCCCAGGUUCCACGUGGUGUACGUGGACCCACGCAAGGACAGCGAGAAAUACGCGGAAGAAAAUUACAAGACUUUUGUUUUUGAGGAAACUCGCUUCACUGCGGUGACCGCUUACCAGAACCACAGGACACAGCCUGUUGUGUUGUGA
Entelurus aequoreus (snake pipefish) is the source of this 1076-nucleotide messenger RNA. Its product is annotated as T-box transcription factor TBX1-like. Gene Ontology annotation, molecular function: DNA-binding transcription factor activity, RNA polymerase II-specific; RNA polymerase II cis-regulatory region sequence-specific DNA binding. Gene Ontology annotation, biological process: regulation of transcription by RNA polymerase II; positive regulation of DNA-templated transcription; cell fate specification. Lineage: Eukaryota; Metazoa; Chordata; Actinopteri; Syngnathiformes; Syngnathidae. Gene Ontology annotation, cellular component: nucleus. The transcript has 6 exons. The record is from RefSeq and is a predicted model, not a curated record. The coding region runs from base 36 to 1076 and encodes 346 amino acids.